GCAGAGCGGGGUGAAAGCGCAGCUUCCGGCGUGCCGGGGUUUGUCCUCUGCAAGUUUUCCUCGGGGCCUAUGGUCACCCUGCCUUGCUUGCCUUUAGGCUAUUAUCUGCAGAACGCAAGUGCCCCUGAGUGCAGUCGUAGUGUCACGGCCAGAAACAAGGUGUUCCCGAAACAUUGCUGCUUUCCAGUAUGAAGUUUUUUAGUGACCAUGUAAAACUCGCGUAUGGUUGACCUACUUAGUGCAUAAAUAGUAUCCUCUGACAACGGAAGGACACAAAUGAAAUGUUAAACCCACUCAGCUCUCUCAAGGAACAGUCAUUCGCCAUGUGUUACUAGUGAACACUUCAUACGUUUCUGCAACUGAGAAACCGAAUUUUCAGCCUAAGUGUUAGAAAUGUAGUUAGUACCAUUAGGGAAGAUAUAAUAGUUACCGUGUAUCCGCUUACUGCAGGAUCUUGACGAGCCUGAUUCGUUGAACUACUGGCUGUAACUUUUAAUGACAACAGUUGUAAAUGCUACAUGUUGAUUUUUCAGUUAAGCGAAUUUGAGUCAAGAGCGGGUAAGAUGGUUCAGCUUGUAAAUGAAUUACUGCCAAGCCUGUGGACUCUUGGUCAAUCCUCAGGACCCAUAUGGCAGGAGGAGACAAAUGCCUCCUACAGGUUGUUCUUGGACGUUCAGUUGCAGUGCUGAGGACUGCGUGCCCACACAUACACACACAAAAGUGGAAAUAUGCCUUGAAGUCGGAGCAGGGUCUGGUGUGGUGUCUGCGUUCCUGGCCUCCAUGAUAGGUCCUCAGGCCUUGUACAUGUGCACUGAUAUCAACCCCCAGGCAGCCGCAUGUACCCUGGAGACGGCACACUGUAACAGAGUCCACCUGCAGCCAGUAGUUACAGACUUGGUCCAAGGCUUGCUGCCCAGAUUGAAGGGGAAAGUUGAUCUGCUGGUGUUUAACCCCCCCUAUGUGGUGACUCCGCCUGAAGAGGUAGGAAGUCACGGAAUAGAAGCAGCUUGGGCUGGUGGCAGAAAUGGCCGGGAAGUCAUGGACAGAUUCUUCCCGCUGGCUUCAGAACUCCUCUCCCCCAGAGGGCUAUUCUACUUAGUUACCAUAAAAGAAAACAAUCCAGAAGAAAUUUUUAAAACACUGAAGACAAAAGGUCUGCAAGGGACCACAGCACUUUGCAGGCAAGCAGGCCAAGAAAUCCUGUCAGUCCUCAGGUUCAGCAAGUCCUAGUGUCCUGAGAGCCACCAGAAUGCCCGAGAACUGCCUGAAGCAGCUGGUUCAAGAAAGUUUAUCAGGAAUGUGUCAUAAAGAAAAAGAUGGAGCCAGAGUGGUCAUGGCACAUACCUUUGAUCCGAACACUCAGGGGAGGCGGAGACUGAUGGACCUGAGUUCAAGGCCAGCCUGGUCUACGGAGUGAGUUCCAGGAUAACCAGGACUGUUACAAAGAGAAACCCUGACUCAGGAGGAGCAAAAAAAGAAGAAAAGGUGAGGACUGGAUAAAUGGCUAAGAGGUUAAGAGCACGGCUGCUAGUGCAGAGGAUUGGAGUCCAAUUUUCAGUGGCUCACAGCCACCCAUAACUCCAGUUUCAGGGGAUCCUGGCCUUUUCUGACCUUCAGGAUACCAGGCACACAUGUGGUAUUACAUACAUAAUGCAAAACACGCAUACAAAGAAAACAAACCUGAAAAAUAGAAACAGUUAAGCUCGGGCAUUUUGUUUUCAGGGACUCAAGUAUGUGGGUAUUUCUGUAUGCUUGCAAGCAAAUGUGUAUCUUCUUAUUUAUAGUUUACAUUUUAUGUUAUAUUUAUAUAUGAAAGAAUGUUUGAUUUAGCAUUAGCUAUAAUAGCAAAGUAAUUUAACCACCCUAAAAGUCCAUCAGAAAGGACACUGGUCAAAAUAAAACUCAUCUAUCCAUUCCACUGAACAUACAGCCGUAAAACGAGUCAUGUGUAGACCCUGAACCAGAUGGCAGCCGGUCACAACAGAGCGCACAGAGGAAGCUGCAGAUGAAUCUCACCCUGUAUAGACCGCUCUGAGAACCCUUCCAAAGCAGUGUAUUGAUGUGCGUACAUGACAAAGCCUGAGGGUAAACUGCAGGAAUAAAAGAACGUUCACUCUUAUGGUGGCAUUUGUUCUACACAAUGGUAAUAUGAAACAAUUACAGUGGAUUAUCAUACACAAUAUGAUAAAAGCGUAAAUGCAGCGUUUAAUAGGUGUGGUUUAACUCUUUGAACAAGAUAACAUCAUUUAUGACUGCUACCAGGUAUUCAUCAGGAAGGUGCCUUUUUCUCUAUAGUUAUUCAUAAAAGCCCACCAGAGGCCAGU
Messenger RNA from Myodes glareolus (Bank vole), 2324 nucleotides. NCBI's taxonomy places the organism in Eukaryota, Metazoa, Chordata, Mammalia, Rodentia, Cricetidae. The record is from RefSeq and is a predicted model, not a curated record.